This is a messenger RNA of Ipomoea nil (Japanese morning glory), 744 nucleotides long. RefSeq lists its product as uncharacterized. Bases 1 to 744 code for a protein of 247 amino acids. Lineage: Eukaryota; Viridiplantae; Streptophyta; Magnoliopsida; Solanales; Convolvulaceae. The record is from RefSeq and is a predicted model, not a curated record. The transcript has a single exon.
AUGCCAGAAAUCAAUGAUCCGAAGCUUGCCUCAUGGAGAAGAUGCAACCGGAUCGUCUGCUAUUGGAUUUUGAGGUCUGUUAACCGUAGCAUUGCAGACAGUGUGAUGUAUUUUGAUGAUGCAUCUGAAAUGUGGAAGGCUCUCCACAAGAGGUAUUCCCAGUCUGAUCCCCAUAGAAUAUCUGAAAUCCUGAAUGAGAUUUUUAGAAAUGUGCAAGGUAGCUUAAUUGUCAAUGAAUAUUUCGCCAAGAGCAAUGCUCUAUGGCAGCAAAUGAAUGCCUUAAGGCCAUUGUUAUUAUGUGAGUGUGUACCUAGAUGUUCAUGCACUCUCAUGAGCAGAAUGCAGAAGCAAAGAGAAGAGGAUCAAAUCAUCCGAUUCUUAGAUGGUUUGAAUGAAGAGUUUGAGUCUGUCAAAUCUGGAGUUUUAGUUAUGGAGCCAAUUCCAGAAAUGGAGAAAGUGCUUAACAUGACUCUCAAAGUUGAGAGGAAAAUCAAAGGAUCAAUUAGCCAAAAGUGUAGUGAAUUCAUCCAAUCUAAUGCUGUUCAAAACAGUCAAGUUGGAGAAGAACAGUCCAUGGUGGCAGUUUCAGCUUUUAAUAAUAAGAAGAAAUUUACUAAUAAUGGAGGGAAAAAUCCACCAAAGUGUACAUUAUGUGGGAUGCUAGGCCAUACCAUUGAAAAAUGCUACAAAAAGCAUGGUUAUCCACCUGGGUGGAUUGCUGGUUAUAAGUCCAAAAACAAAUAG